Hydra vulgaris (swiftwater hydra) is the source of this 2169-nucleotide messenger RNA. RefSeq names its product sodium-dependent phosphate transport protein 2A. Gene Ontology annotation, cellular component: membrane. Lineage: Eukaryota; Metazoa; Cnidaria; Hydrozoa; Anthoathecata; Hydridae. The record is from RefSeq and is a predicted model, not a curated record. Gene Ontology annotation, molecular function: sodium:phosphate symporter activity. Gene Ontology annotation, biological process: sodium-dependent phosphate transport.
AUUUAAUAUGAAUGGCGCAAUUUAAAAAAUAUUUUGCAAUCGCGCAGGAAAAAAAAUGAAUUAAAAAUCUGGAAAUUUGUAAAAACUAUACUUAGUAGAUUUCUAAGCAAAAUAGAUCAAAGUUUAAUUUAAAAUGUUGCCACGAAGAGAUUCACGACUAGUAUACGUGCAUAAUUUAUAAUGUUCAAUUUCUGAAGAAAUCUUGGUAGUUUUUUUUUCAGCUUUUUGUUGUGACGUGUGAAGGAAAAGUAAAAAUGUUUUUCUUCGAAAUAUUUUUUUAAAAUAAUUUUAUUUGACGCUAAUUUACGAUAACUAUGAUUGGCACAGCAAUAUACGAGUUAACUGGGACAAUUAAAGAAGUUAAAGUGUUAAAAAAUACUGAGGAAAUAGACGAGUUAGAAAAUGUGACAGAAAAAGAUCCAUUUGCAGCUUCUAAUAAUUUGCCAAUAAAUGGCAAACCAUGGAAAGGACUUAAAAGCAAAGACAAAUUCAAGCGUGUUAUUAAAACAUUUAUAAAACUUGCAUCUUUGAUUGGUCUUUUGUAUUUGUUCAUUUGUUCACUGAGUUUCUUAAGUUCUGGAUUUAGACUUCUUGGAGGAAAAACAGCAGGUAAAGCAUUUUCUUCUAAUAACAUCAUAACCAAUCCAGUUGCCGGAUUGAUGAUUGGUGUUGUUGCUACGGUUCUUUUACAAAGUUCUUCAACAACAACUUCUAUUGUUGUCACCAUGGUUGCCUCAGAUUUAAUUAAAGUUUCUCCUGCUAUUCCAAUUAUCAUGGGAGCAAACAUUGGAACCACUGUUACUAAUACCAUUGUGUCUUUGAGCCAAAUUUCAGAUAAAAAUCAGUUUCGACGAGCGUUUGCAGCUGCAACAGUUCACGAUGCAUUCAACAUCAUAACUGUACUUGUACUUCUACCUGUAGAGAUAUUGUCAGGAUAUUUGUUUUGGUUAACAAAAACAAUUAUCAGUACAACUAGUUUGUCUUCAGAUAAAUCACUAGAUCAGCAGCUACUUACCAAAAUCACAGACCCGUUUACUAACCUAAUUAUUCAACUUGAUAAAAAUGUCAUAGAAGGCUUAGCAAAAGGCGAUAUGUCCUUCGCAGAAAAAAGUCUUAUAAAGAAGAAUUGCAAUAAAGAAACAAAACAUUUGUUGAUGUUUAAUCUCACACAAAAGAUAAAUAAUACAUUGAUGAUUAACAAUACACAAAAUGUUGUAAAAAACAGUACAGAGUUGGCAAAUAAUACACAAAUAAAACAUAAUAAACCUUGUAAGUUUGUGUUUCAUAACACUGGUAUGUCAGAUUCACUAGUUGGUGUUAUUUUACUUGUUAGUGCUUUAGUUAUAUUGUGUUUUUGUCUUGUUUUCAUUGUUAAAAUAUUAAACUCUUUGCUACGUGGUCAGAUAGCUAACGUCAUUAGAAAAACAUUCAACGCCAAUUUUCCUAAACCAUUUUCAUUUUUAACAGGCUACUUUGCAAUUUUAGUAGGAGCCGGAAUGACUUUUUUGUUACAGUCUAGUUCAAUAUUUACAUCAACAUUAACGCCUUUAGUGGGUUUGGGUGUAUUAUCAAUAGACAGAGUAUAUCCAUUAACACUUGGUUCUAAUGUUGGUACAACAGCAACUGGCAUUCUAGCAGCAUUAGCAUCUCCAAGUGAUCAUUUGGCACCAGCAUUGCAAAUCGCACUGUGCCAUUUAUUUUUUAACAUCAGUGGAAUACUUUUGUGGUAUCCGCUUCCAUUGUUUCGAAAAGUUCCGCUUAAUAUGGCAAAAUAUCUUGGUAACACAACUGCUGAAUAUCGGUGGUUUGCAUUUUUUUACAUAUUAGUAUUUUUUUUUGUCAUACCAACAUUUGUGUUUUUACUUUCAAUAGCUGGAAGGGCUGUGUUUAUUGGAGUGAUGGUACCUAUCGCAUCACUUUUAUCUUUUAUCUUUGUUGUCAACAUACUUCAAUCAAAUAAACCUAGCUUUCUUCCGCAUAUACUUCGAAAUUGGAAAUGGCUUCCAAAAAUGUUGCGCUCUUUAGAACCAUACGAUAAAAUGAUAACUAAACUUUGUGGAAAAUAUCAACGAAAAAAAAACGAUGCUUGCGUAGAGAUGAGUUAAAAAUAAAGAUUUGAUUUUAUAAGAUUAUAUAUUUUAUAAUAUUUUUUCAAAAUUAUUUGCAAAA